UGCCUGUGGAAGUGUGUUAAGAAUAGACCCACAAUGGGGCUUGCUCCCGUCUUCUGUUGUCUGAGGUCGGACAGUUGUCUGCCGGGAGAGAGAGGAAGAGCUCAUUUUGAUGGUUUACUUCAGACUUUCAGAGACUUGGGGUGACUCAGAGGGAUCAGAUUGGAUUUUACCUGCUGGAAGGAAGCACAAAGUCUUCCUAGAAGAGAGUCUGACUGCUGAGGGAACAUUCUGUCCGCCAACCUGGAGGUUAUUGUGCAACUGGAAGCCAAUGUGCCCCGGGGUGGAAAGGUUGGAGGAGAUUUAGUUGCUGGCUUAUCUUUGGGGGCUUGGACUGAGAGACUGGAAGAUUUUGGAAGGCCUUAAGCACAGCAAGCAUGGCGGGAUCAAAUGCCUCUGAGGUCAUCCUUAUCUCUGUCAAUCACAGCAUCACUUUGAUGGGAAAAGUGUGGUUCAUUGUGAUGAUCCUCCUCCGUGUCCUCAUCCUCCUAUUCGCUGGUUAUCCUCUCUACCAGGACGAGCAGGAGAGAUUUGUGUGCAACACCAUCCAGCCGGGCUGUGCCAAUGUGUGCUACGAUCUGUUCUCUCCCAUCUCUCUGUUUCGCUUCUGGCUGGUGCAGCUUGUCACCUUGUGUCUCCCCUACAUCGUCUUCAUUAUCUACGUGGUCCACAAGGUGUCCAACGGCCUCACUGUGGAUUUAGUUUCUGAGGGACAAGUCAAAGCCUUUCCGUUGUUGAAGAUCCGCCAGGAGCUGUUAAAAAAAAAGACGUCUGCGAAGAAGAGGCCGUCGGUGGCUGAGCGAAGGUCAAUCCAAAGCUUCACAGGCGCCUAUAUCCUCCACCUGAUGUUCAGGACGUUGCUGGAGGUGGGGUUCGGGGCAGCUCACUACCACCUCUUUGGCUUCUACAUCCCAAGAAGGUUCCUGUGCCAGCAUCCACCAUGCACCACCCAGGUGGACUGCUACAUCUCCCGGCCCACAGAGAAGACCGUCAUGCUCAACUUCAUGCUCGCCGUUGCCGCUCUGUCUCUUAUUCUAAACAUGUUGGAUUUUAUCUGUGCCAUCAAGCGCUCUGUGAAGCAGAAGAGCAAGAGUAAGAUGGAGAAGAUGUAUGAGGAGGAGCGAUGUUUCCUUGCAGCUGCUGGAGGAGCCUCAAGUGGAGCUGAUCCAAACGCCUCGCUGGCUCAGCGGGAUGUGGAUGCUGGUCAGACGGGGAGUUUUAGGAAGAGGCGAGGCAGUAAGAGCUCUUGUGUAGGGGGAGCUCUCCCUCCAGGUCAGGAACCCCUCUCCAGAUGCUCUCCAGGACCUCUAGGCUGCAACACCAACGGGAACAACGACUACUCUGUGACUCAAGACGAGUCUCUGGAGAAGAACGGCAGCGAGGUGGCUCUUUGCCCACCAGAGCCAAUUGGGACGCCGAGAUCCAUCCGCGUUAGCAAGCGCGGUCGACUCAAACCGCCACCUCCCCCCAGACGGGACCUCGGUUCAACAGCGCCAAUUGCGGACAUUUCCAUGAAAACCUGUACCAGGAGGGUUGGUCAGUACACGCUGGUUGAGCUGGGAAGCAGCCCGGAGCUGCAGAACAAUGAGGAUGGGCAGGAAAAGAGAUCAGAGUGGGUGUGACUAAGAGGGCGUGCUUGAUUCAUUUGUUUUCACGUUUGUUUGGGACACUUGGACAAAUAGAUGUGGAAGAUAUACCCCAAGGAUUCCUGUGCAAAUACGUGGUGUCAGAAAAAACAGAAAGGGGUUUCCUAAUGGGAAAUUCACAUGAAGACUCCUUAAGGUCUAAACAGACACCUAUAAUAUAUAUAUUAUAUAUAACCAUAAUCCAGGAUUUGCAGACUUUGGGUCAUUCCCCAAAACUGCCAACGGUGCCAGUUGGAGAUGUUUUCUUACUUACCUGCACAAGAAGGUUUGGUCAGGAUACGAUGGCAGAGCUGGGCAACAACCCGGAGCUGUAGACCAAUGAGGACAAGUGGGAGAAACGAUCAGAGGGGUUGUGGUAAGAGGGCUGGAUUUAUUUAUUUAAAGCUUAUUUGAAACACAAGACUUGGACAAACAAGUGUGAGUGAUUCACGUAGUGUUGGAAUAAUCUGACAAUGAGUUUCAUUCAGGGCACGAUCGUGUAGAGCUCCCUAAAUGUGGAACAAAAAGUCAAAAGUCGGAGAAAACUUUGGUUUCCGCAUUUCCAAGUUGACAGACUUGAUGUUGCAUUUUGCUGAAACAUGGCAGACCAAAUCAAAGGUUGGUUUGAUGGUCAGAACUUAUUGUACUACAAGACUGUUUCCUCCCUCAGAGAGCCAACAGUGCCUGUUGGGGGAUGUUUCUUUACCUACCUGCUCCAGAAGAGUUGAUCAGUAUGUGUUGGUGGAGCUGGGAGGGAGCCCAGAGCUAUGGAUGGGUUAGAGAAAAGAUCAGAGUAGGUGUGAUAAGAGGGCUGCGUUGAUUGAUUUAAAAUGUAUUUUAGACGAAUGGAUGUGGGUGAUUCACAAACAUUAGUUUCUGACCAAGAUACAUUUUUUAAAGCUCCCAUGAGUCUGAAAUUGGAGAACAUUUACAAGACUUGCAGAGUUGACAGAAUUCACUUUUAUUUUAUCAUGUUGAAAAAUUACAAACCAGAUGAAUCCCUGGCUUGAUGGUCUAAAAGUGUUUUUAUAAUCUAAGUACUGAAGGUCAUUUUUUGGCACAUUUAUAAAGUCUAAAAUGCAGUUAGGUUGCUUCCCAUAGUGAGUGACCCAGACCCACCUUAGAGCAAUUUAAUCAUUCUCACAUUAUGGAGUAAAAGAUCAUAAACACACAAAAGUCAGAACAACUUCAAGUAAACGGGACAAUAUUAAGGAGCAUUUGAACACAGCAUUACAAACACUGCCACGCUCCCUUCCCUGCUUUUCUUUAACUUGAGGGGAAUUCAAAACGGCACUGCAUCCAACACACACCUUAGACUCCCGUGACAUAAUCAAAUCUGCUGCGAGUGUAUCACGCGAUCAGAUCCCGCCGCCUGCAAGGAGUGUUGGGGCUGAGUGAUGCAAAGAGACAAGAAUUCAAGGCAUGAAUACGAAUGUCCAGCCUUAAGCGUCCUUGAACAAACAUCAACCUUGAGAAAUUCUAAAAGAGUGCGGCCCACCUGUUUCUUCUCUUGUUGUCUUUACCCCCCUCCUCCUCCCCGGAAACACUGUCCAUAAACAAAGACAAGCCAUGACCUGUCCUGCAUAUACAACCCUGACCUCCCAACACUCUAUACGAUACCAACACAGAGGCCUUCUUCUUUGAGUUUGGGUCACAAGUGUCAGGCGACGUGUGCAGCCUCUAGGCCCUGAACCUGGGUGUUUGGGUGACCUCUUAAAAUCUGAGGAAGUAGACAAAAAAAAAGUCUGGCCAUGGUGAUGCAUUCAAGGUCAUAGAGGUGAAUAAAAAAAGUGGUUUCAGAAGUAAAGGACGCUCUGAAAGCCGAAACAGGCUCACAAAGCAAUUAUGUUCCCCCAUAGGAGCUCUGUAUUUAUGGAGACAGCUUGUCACUCUAUUUCAGGGCCUUGUGGAGCUUAAGAGCAGCACAAGCCUUAACAAACACAGUGACACAGAAAUAGAGCAGAGGAGAGAUAUCUGCUCUGUGCCGGCUGUGGCUUUGGUUUCACCUUGAUCAGAGCUCAGAUUAAUCAUCACAGAUGGUAUUUAUAGGGUGUCUGCUUUAUUGUUUAAUUAACAGUAUUUUCUUGAAAUCUUUAUCCUGUGUGACACUGAUGAUUGUGAGGAGACUCCCACAGUAAAUCAUCGUCCUCCUCCCAGCGGUAUCUGCCUCUCUGUGUAAACCGAUAGCUCUGAUCUUUCUCCUCUUGAGCUCUCUUUGAAGGUGACAACAAAAAGCUCCCGGCCUCAUAUCUCACCCAUCCUCUCACCUACAGUAUCUACCUGGGGUGACAGCCAGGGGGAGGGUGGGGGGGGGGUCCUUCUUCAAACCUCAGCUGGUCUGAUGGUGCUGCACCUCCUUCAUUUGGGCUGGCUGCACACAGACAGACGAUUUUUCAAAUCUGAAUCGAUUUUUAAAAACUUGGGAGACCACAGACAUGAGGACAGACUGAGCCAUACACGCCCAAAAAAAAUCCAUAUGCUACUUUACCUGCCUGCUGAGUAUCUGAAACACUUCCUCAGAUCUCCUCAUCUCCAUGUGGAUGGUUUUUAAUUUGACUCAUGUUCUCAUGGGUUACAUAUGAAACGGCGCAUUAUUUUUUGUAGGUAUAAGUACGAACAGUGAAUGAGGAAAAACCUGAAGGACGUGACUUCCAACUAAUUUAAAGUACUAAAGGACAGAGAUUUAACAAUCUUUGUAGCAUGCUCACUUGGCAUUGGAUUUCUGUUAUGUUUUCAUGUUGAUUAAAACCCUUCUGUGCCUUUAUAUUUACACCAGUUUUAUUCCAAUGACACUUCCUGGUUAUCUUCCAGUACAAUGUCAAAUCACUUUAUGUACAGUUUCAUUCUCUAUUACUGUUCAUGCAAAGUUAGUUUCUUUAUACAGUUAUCUGUUUGUGUUUGAUUUCUAACGUUUCUGUGUGUCACUCAUCGAGCCUCACAUGUUAAAUGAUCUCUCUUUAUGGACCUGAUGGCUGCUUGUUUUUGUUAUCAUGUGAUUUCAGAUUAUGUAAUUUUUAUAAAGCACUUUAUUUUGAACCCUUUUUUUCUUUAAUCCCUCCCUCUGUGCCGAAACGGCUGCAGGUCUUCUGUAGUUUGGGAUCAUGCUGCCCUCUGCUGGCGAAAAAUGUGACAUGUUUUGUUGUUGUAUAUCAGUCUUACCGUCCAUCUGUGUGUGCUGUUUGUCUGUGUGUGCUGCAAAUGACAGGAGCUGCUAAACUAUUUUUUGUUGUUUUUAUAGCAAUAAAGAUAUAUUCUAUUCUAUUCUAUUCUAUAUGAUCCAAUCCUUAAGUUGUGAAGUCAAAUCUUGAUAUGUAAAUAUUUGUAUUUUCUUGUGACACUUUCUUUCUGUCA
This is a messenger RNA of Labrus mixtus (cuckoo wrasse), 4973 nucleotides long. RefSeq names its product gap junction protein delta 4 (gene gjd4). NCBI's taxonomy places the organism in Eukaryota, Metazoa, Chordata, Actinopteri, Labriformes, Labridae. Bases 375 to 1619 code for a protein of 414 amino acids. The record is from RefSeq and is a predicted model, not a curated record. Gene Ontology annotation, biological process: cell communication. Gene Ontology annotation, cellular component: connexin complex. The transcript is spliced from 2 exons.